This is a messenger RNA of Solea senegalensis (Senegalese sole), 2013 nucleotides long. RefSeq names its product relaxin family peptide receptor 3 (gene rxfp3). The record is from RefSeq and is a predicted model, not a curated record. Gene Ontology annotation, molecular function: G protein-coupled receptor activity. Gene Ontology annotation, cellular component: membrane. Gene Ontology annotation, biological process: G protein-coupled receptor signaling pathway; immune response. The transcript has a single exon. The coding region runs from base 150 to 1382 and encodes 410 amino acids. Lineage: Eukaryota; Metazoa; Chordata; Actinopteri; Pleuronectiformes; Soleidae.
CAGAAAACCUGACGCCUCUCUUCCACUGCAUGUUUGGCUGUUAUUGAUAGAAUCCAAUAUUUCUUUUUUGGUUUUAUUUUUCCGCAUUUGGAUCUCGGAAUGACUUAGCUGACUGAAAACCAUCUUUUCUUUUCCUUUUUGGAGUUAAAAUGUCUGGAGAAUUUAUCAAUGGGAGUUACGAAGGCUCAGCGGGAAUCGGGUUCAACUUCAGCUGCGUUUUCAACGCGACGAACACCAGCUCCUCCGCGGGGAACUUCCACCUGUCAGACUUCGACAGAAGUGAGGCUGUGGGAGACGGAGCUGCCGCUGUGAGGAUUACAAUAUCUGUCAUCUACUCUCUGGUGUGCGCGCUCGGUCUGGUUGGGAACUUACUGGUCCUGUAUCUCAUGAAGUCUAAGCGCGUUUGGAAAAAAUCCUCCAUCAACCUCUUCGUGACGAGUUUGGCAGUGACAGACUUCCAGUUCGUGCUGACGCUGCCGUUUUGGGCGGUGGAAAACGCGCUGGACUUCACGUGGCUUUUCGGCAGAGCCAUGUGUAAGAUCGUGUCCUAUGUGACGGCUAUGAACAUGUACGCCAGCGUGUUUUUCCUCACAGCGAUGAGCGUGGCGAGGUACUGCUCCCUCGCGUCUGCGCUCAAGGGCAGGAGGCGGCGGACGCGCUGCUGCUCCGCGCGGUGCAUCACCGUUUUCAUCUGGUUCGCCGCCGUCUCCGCCGCGCUGCCGCACGCGGUUUUCUCCACAACCGUCACAGUCUCCAACGAAGACCUGUGCCUGGUGAAAUUCCCCGAGACCAACGGCACCAGCACGCAGUUCUGGCUGGGACUCUACCACUCUCAGAAAGUGCUGCUGGGCUUUGUGGUCCCCCUGGGCGUCAUCUGCGUCUGUUACCUGCUCCUGUUGCGCUUCAUCACCUCCAAAAACAUCAACACCUCCAGCGCCAAACGACGCGCAAAGGUCACGAAGUCCGUCACCAUCGUGGUGCUGUCCUUUUUCCUCUGCUGGCUGCCCAACCAGGCCCUGACAGCGUGGGGCAUCCUCAUCAAACUCAACGUGGUUCACUUCAGCUACGAGUACUACACCACACAGGCGUACGUGUUCCCCGUGUCCGUGUGUCUGGCGCACUCCAACAGCUGCCUCAACCCCAUCCUGUACUGCCUGAUGAGGCGGGAGUUCAGGAAAGCGCUGAAAAAACUCUUCUGGCAGAUCACGUCGCCGGCUCUGACCACCAUACGACCCAUCACGGCCACGACAAAGCCAGAAACGGACGAGCAAGGACAGGUCCUGGUCCCCGUCAACGCCCCCGUGGAGCCCGCUGUGGUGUUUUAUCCUCCGGGGGCAGUGAUGCACAGUGACAGGCGAGAUCUUCCACAAAACAGCACUUAGUCCAAAAACUGAGUUGAUGUAUUUAUUUCUGUGUAUUUAUGUGUUCAUUUCACUUUAUUGCCGAGUCCAACCUGGAUCUGGAUCAAGGUUUAAAAGUGCAAACAGCGGCACCUUCAUCAUCCUCUCCGUCACCUGCGUGUGCACGGCUCGACAGAGUGGCGCAUGUUUUCUGUUGCAUUAAAUGGAAAAGAGGAUUUUAAAUGUGCCACCUCAUCUAAUGACAUUAUUAUUAUUAAUAAUAAUAAUAAUAAUAAUAAUAAUAAACAUAAAGAUGGACCUUUUUCUGUUCAGGAUGAGAAUGGUUACACUCAGGUGGACAGUAAGUUCAUUCAUCCAUUCAUUCAUUCAUUCAUUAAUACACUACACUCUUGUGUUACAUUAAUGGAUACUGUAUAUAAAUCCACAUGGGUUCAUUACAUUGUAUUCCAUUCCAUGCCAGAAAAUCAGAAGUGGAAAUGAAUGAAUUACAUUUACUCAUGUUACUGUAAUGGAGUUGGUUUUUUUGUAAUUUUACUUUUACUUAAGUAUGUUUCUUUGGAAGUACUUUACUUGGCUACAUUUUAAUUCACAUCCGUUACCGAGUAAAAAUAAAUAAAUGCACACACUGAAAACUUUGGCAGUGAAUGAUGAG